AUGUCUAACAACCCUGCAGCUGAAGCUCAAGCACCACAGGAUAUACAAGGAGAUGGCAGAUGGAUGAGUCUGCACAACGCAUUCCUGCAUGAUGCCAAAGAGAAAGAGCCAGAGGUUGUCUUGAUAGGUGACUCACUGAUUGCCAACUUGUCGCAGUCAAUGCUAUGGAAACAGAUGUUUGAACCUCUUCACUGCCUCAACUUUGGUAUUGGAGGAGACAGAACUCAGCAUGUCUUGUGGAGAGUUCUCAAUGGAGAAUUAGACCAGGUUCAGCCUAAAGUGAUUGUCUUACUGGUCGGCACCAACAACUUUGAUGACACUGCCGACCAGGUCACUGAAGGAAUUAUGGUCAUUGUAAAGGCCAUCCGAGACAGACAGCCCUCCACGAAUCUCAUAGUUUUGGGAUUGUUACCUCGAGGUGAAAAGCCCAAUAAGCUACGAGACAAACAUUCUGCCAUUAACAAACGUCUGGCCGAAGAGUUAUCAUCCCUGCCCCAGGUCACAUUCCUAAAGGUCGAUGAGAAGGAGUUUCUGACCAGCGAGGAGACCAUCUCCCGAGAUGUGAUGUACGACUUUCUCCACCUCACAUCUGAAGUUGGCUACCAGAAAUUAUGUGAACCCCUUCUAGAGGAGAUACAAAAUCUCUUGGGCACAUUCAUUAAAGUCAGUAGCACAUCGUACGAGACUUCCUCCAUUGCUGGCGAUCUUGCGGGAAACUAA
This is a messenger RNA of Candidula unifasciata, 720 nucleotides long. NCBI's taxonomy places the organism in Eukaryota, Metazoa, Mollusca, Gastropoda, Stylommatophora, Geomitridae. The record is from the annotation of a GenBank genome assembly.